CAGCUGGUUGAGCUUGCUUGAACUGUUUUUUUUUUUUUUUUGCCAUCAUUUGUUAAACACAAGGCAGCUUAUUCCAAAUGACUUCUUGAAUUCUGGAUGUCUUUCUGAAGGGCAAUUGUACGGCUGCAGGACCAAACCGGGAAUGCCAUUUGUUCAGGAGCUACAUAAACAAGCUUUGUUGCGUGGUGUGUUUUUUCCUCCCGAGGACAGGUGCUGUUGUGUACGUUGUUCUCCGGUAUGGACAUACAUGCAGUGACACAGUUGUCUUAAGGAUGUCAGAUUAGGGAUCGGAUCUGCAAGGAGACAGGUGCGAUAGAGAGGGGUAGAUUUCAAACGGACCCCUCCUCUCUUAGUCAUUCUGGAUUAUAGUCCCGAGGUGGCGAGUCAUUCACAAAGAAUCGGACGCACCUUUCCCGCGACUGUUAUAGUGCUCCGCUCUCAUGGCGAAGGUGGUUAAAUCUCUCAUCUGGCUCUUCUGGAUUCUGCAGUCGGUGUGUGCGGCCUUCCCUGAUGAACCGGGACCCCUGAACUUCAUUCCCACUGAAGUGGUGAGACGGUAUCCUGUGUUUCUGGGACGACCCCAUCGCUCAUCUCUUAGACUGGAGCCCUUGCACAUUCAGAGAAUCCUGCAGGUCAAUCGUACUCUUUACAUCGGAGCCAGGGAUGACCUUUUCCGUGUGGAGCUGGACAACGUGGUGGGAGAAGAGAUGUUUUACAGCAAGAAAAGAACAUGGGAAUCCAACAAAAAUGACAUCAGAAUCUGUAGAAUGAAGGGAAAGCAUGAGGAUGAGUGCCAUAACUAUAUGAAGGUUCUGCUCAGCCGGCAGGGAGGAUUGUUUAUCUGUGGGACCAACGCCUUUAAUCCAUUGUGUGCCAAUUAUACAGGAGAUACUCUAGAGAUGGUUGGUGAAACGGUCAGUGGGAUGGCUAGAUGCCCUUAUGACCAUAAACAUGCCAAUGUGGCCCUGUUUGCAGAACGCAAUCUCUACACUGCAACAGUGACUGAUUUCCUGGCCAUCGAUGCCGUGAUCUACAGGAGUCUGGGGGACAAUCCUGCCCUGCGAACAGUGAAACACGACUCCAAAUGGUUUAGAGAGCCAUACUUUGUGAGUGCUGUGGAAUGGGGUCCACAUGUUUACUUCUUUUUCCGAGAGAUGGCUAUGGAGUUCAACUACCUGGAGAAGGUGGUUGUGUCUCGUGUUGCACGCAUUUGUAAAGAUGAUCAGGGCGGUUCACAGCGUGUGCUGGAAAAGCAGUGGACGUCGUUCCUGAAGGCGCGGCUGAACUGCUCCAUCCCGGGAGACUCCCACUUCUACUUCAACCUCCUGCAUUCCACCAGUCCCAUCAUCCGCAUGCAUGGCAGAGACAUCAUCCUUGCUGUCUUCUCCACGCCGUCCAACAGUAUUCCUGGCUCAGCGGUGUGUGCCUUCGACAUGGAGCAGCUAGCUGGAGUUUUUGAUGGAAGAUUCAAAGAGCAGAAAUCACCCGAGUCGAUAUGGACCCCUGUUCCAGAUGAGGUUGUGCCCAAACCAAGGCCGGGCGGUUGUGCAAUACAGGGGUCUAAGUUCAACUCCUCCAACUCUUUCCCUGAUGACAUGCUGACUUUCAUCAAGACUCAUCCAUUGAUGGAUGAAGCUGUACCAUCUUUGGCCCAGAGACCCUGGAUUGUUAGGACUAUGGUCAGAUACCAGCUGAACAAAAUGGUGGUGGACACAAAUGCUGGUCCCUAUGGCAACCAGACAAUCCUGUUCCUGGGUUCCAGCCGAGGGACCAUCCUCAAAUUCCUCGUCACCCCCAACAGGGAUAACAUUGUGUCGAGCAACAAUGUGUUCCUGGAGGAACUAGAAGGCUACAACCCCAACAGGUGUGGGCCGGACUCUCCUCAGGCCAGGCAGCUGCUCUCUCUUACCCUGGACCGCAUCAGUCACAGCCUGCUGCUGGCGUUCCCCUCCUGUGUGAUCAAAGUGCCUGUAGCACGCUGCCAGCUCUAUUCCCGCUGUAUGAAGAACUGCAUCGCCUCACGGGACCCCUACUGUGGCUGGACCAGAGGAAGCACCUGCUCUUUCCUCCGUGCGGGUACCAGGCUUCCCUUCGAGCAAGACAUUGAGCACGGAAACACUUCUCACUUGGGUGACUGUGACGGUCUUCUCCAGGAGAGUUUCAUAGAGGAACCAGAUGGCUUGGUGUCGGUGAACCUGCUCGUGGUGUCUGCAGUUUCAGCAUUUGCCACUGGGGCAGCACUUUCUGGUCUAAUGGUAUGCUGGAUAAUGAGCCUCAAGCACCGCCAGCAUUCCAGAGGAGGUUCAUCUGGUUCUGGGAAUCGCAGCAAGAGCGACAAGGAGCAAAGUAUGCUAGGACAUCGCCGCAGUGGUUCUGUGAUCAGUGUGACACGCAUCAGUGGUAGCGAGCGUCCUCCCUCGCAAGUGGAGACUAUGUUCUCCAAUGGCUGGCCAAAGUCUGGGGACAUAGACCCAGGACUACCCACUCCAGAGCAGACCCCUCUACAGCAGAAACGGCCCACUCCCAACGUUCAUCUUACGGACUGCGAUUGGGACCAGACCCAUACUUUCUUGACCCAAACAGGGACACCCUGCCCAGUUAACUCUGCAGUCAUAUACCUGAGCUCCAAAUACCUGCGACAGGAAGGAUCAGGCGACGUUCCCCCUCAUUCAGAGCACCAGCGUUAUCUCAUCCUCUCCCACCCACCCAACCAACGAGAGCAGGGCGGGCGACCUUCUGCCCCAUCAACCCGCAAUUCUGCUGGGGAGUACAACUAUCCAUCCACCCCUCAGGACUCCCCUGACCGUAGGAGGGUGGUUUCAGCACCCACCACGCAAACGGACUACGGCGAAAAUCUGCGUUGGUCCCACGACGGACUCAAAUUUAAUAGCAACAACACAACUCCUUCUGGCCACCACCCCUAUCCAAUUCAGCCACGCACUAAUGCGGCAUUAGUGCGGCCAGGAUUUCACACCCAGCGAGGGCUCGGUGAGCUACAGGACUUUAGCCACCUGCUUGUGAAAAGUGUAAGUGAGCGCAAUCCUAACGGGCAAUGACUUUCCAGGCCUGUUCACACCCUUCAGAAUACCAUCACACUCAAGACUCAGACAAGACUCACUGUCCAUCUGUAAUCCUGCCCUAACUGUCCUCUCUUACUGCCAUCCAGUGUCUUUAAUCCCCCCCCCCCCCACCUGUGGCUGAGCUUUAGGACUACAGAUGUGACAUAUCAGCCAGAUAUUACAUGGGUGAGAGAGAACGAGAGAGUUAAUGGUCGAUGGUGUUGAAGCUGCAGCCCUCAAGGCUGCUCACCCUCCCUCAGCAUGAUGGCACUUUGCAAGUUAGCACAUUAGCGGCUUCUAUCACACUCUGUCUAAUGAAAUGGAAGGAUUGCUUAGAAAUAUGUGUCGGGUGAUGGGUGGAGAAAUACAACAUCAUCAUAAUCCAGCUAAUGGCUAUGUUUACUCUUUAGCAAACACAAGCAUAUGCGGAUUGUCUUUGUAAUUUCACACAAUGUUAACCAUUCGGUGGAUAUGAUCGGUUUCGUUUUCGCCUUUUUUUGCUUUACGUUUGUACCUGUGGACAACAGGCCACUAUGUGCAUCCAGGAGCCUUCAGAUAAACUUUGACAAACUUCUUUGUGUUUGUUUUUGUGAGUAUGAGCCAUGCCAAAACUGGGUUUAGCCUGAAAAAUGUGUUCAUCUGUCAGACUUAAUGUGAACACAAAUCUCACGUAGUCGACCGACACUCGAGUUUCAUAAAUGAAUUGCCUGAUCUGAUGUCAACUGACUGUGUCAGAAAGCAAUCAAGACAACUGCCAUGUUACAUUAUUGAAAGACCCGUGUGCUGUUUUAUCAGAUGCAAGCAGGUGAAAAAGUGCGUUAGCCAACAAUCAUGGAUGAUUCAACCCAUGCUUUCUGAACACCAGCAUUAGCAGCACAGUAAGCUGCUGUUGAUUGAAAAAACAGGGAAGUACUGUAGAAAUGAGUAUUAUUGUGCACAGGGAGAUACUGUAGGUUAUUGGGUGGAUCAUUUAUUUUGCUUUUCCAAAACUUAGUUCAAAGUAAAAUAUUUUGGUGUUUUUUUUACCCAUUUGAAAGGCAAUGAAAUUAGGGGCCUUCACACUAAAUGUUUUAUUGCAUCCAUCCACACCGGUUUUCCAUAGUUUCUCUGUGUAGUCAUGUGCUAGAUGGACGUCUUUGACCUCUGUGCCACAACUUUUUAAAAGACAUCUCCAGAUGCCUAAAGUCUGUAAUAUUCUAUCUUUUUAAGCACAAGAACAUGUUGGUUCUGAACGACCCCAUAGCGGAGCAUCUGAAACAGUUUCUCUGUCUCUGUUUGGCCUGACUUCCUUCUCUUUGCAGUCCAUUGACUAGAAUGUGAGCAUGGUUGUAUGGGCAGAGUCAGGCCGCUAGGGAGCUGCAUUCAGAGUGUCUCAGUGACAGUGGGCCUCUUUGUGCAGCCCAGCCAGAGAAGACCAUCCCAACAACAAAUAGCCGUUAAGAGUCAUGGCCUCAGAGAGACAGAGGUAUCGGCCCAGCCCAGGAGAAUGCCAAUGAGGAGCCAGACAGAUCAGACCCCUCUGGGUCCCCACUUACUGCAAGCUUUCUCAAGCCACACAGAAUCAUGGGGCAGAUUGAAUACAAUGUUACAUUUAGAUGGAGAGCAAAAAAAUCAAACCCUCAUGGGCUCCCCAUGGCAUUAUGCCCGUUUCAACCAUUGUUCAGGAUCCUCUGGCUCUCUUUGGAUUGGUGUUUGUUUGUUUCAGGGUUGUAAACCCCACGGGAGGCAUGAAAGAAAAAGUGAACUAUUCAAUUAAUUCACGUCUCACUGAAUGACAUUAUCUCUGCUUUCUUCCCAUGGGGCAUCCAUAAUUUACCUAGAAUUACACCAAUGUCUCCACUAGAGGACAGUCAAGCACAGUAGAUGCUUCUUAAAGGGAUAUUUCACCCAAAAAUUUCAAUUCUGUCAUAAUUUACUUCUUGUCAUGUUGUUGUUCCAAAUCCAACUUUUUCUCUUCAGUGGAACUCAAAAUAUGAUGUUAGGCUUUCAUUUUAUGGAACAAAAAUGCAAUGAAAGUGAAUUGUUAAUAAGGUUAACAUUCUGCCUAACAUCUCCUUCUGUGUCCAAUGCAAGAAAGAAAGUCAUACAGGUUUGUAACAAUAUGAGUUUGAGUAAAUGAUUAAGGAAUUUUCAGUUUUGGAUUAACUUUUCCUUUAACUCUCAAUGCCUGAGAGUAUUUGACUUUGACGUGUCAGCACCUAACAUCUCAUGAUAAUACCCCUCAUCCAAUAAUCAACAAAAAUUUUAAGUUAUGAAGCCUCUGUAAGAAAACAGGCUGUGUUCCGACUAAAGAGUCUGGUGUAUUGUUAGAGAGAUGAUUAUGAUAAAAAAAAAAGGGGAGCGCGUUCUUAUUUUAAUGCAGAGGUAUAGAGCCGCAGAACAUUAUAAGAGAUUAAUGAAGUAUAUAAUUCAUAGAUUUUAAGUGCCAAUGUAUUCACUAAGUUCAAGUUAUAACUCAUUAUGUAAAUACUUUACUUGCUACACCCUUAAACGCACACAGAUCCACAGACAGACCCCUCAGUGAAGUCCUCUACAUGCUGAAAAAUAUCUGCCCACCCAUGCCUGCUCUCGCCCUCCCUCCCUCUCUUUGGCUUUCUCACUAUUGCACCAUUAGGCCGAACAUGCAUGAUAAAAGUCUUUGUUGGCUUGAUAAGGCCUAGAGAUGAUCAGGGGAGACGUGGAUGUGCAGAGAUGCAGGCACCUACUUGAUUACUCACAGUUCUUAAAGCAAAUACAUUAGAUGUGUGCUGAAUAAUGACAAGCAAGAAAGAGAAGGCAUCAAACAAGAAAAGCAGCACAUCCAAUCCAAGUCAUCUUCCAUAAGAUUUGAUUACAUUCCAUAAUGUAACAUUACCUAGAAUAACCCUGAACCCUAGGAACAACCAUCAAAUCAGUGUUAGAAUACAUUUUUACAUUAAAGUAAAAUAAGCGAUUCACCUGAAAAUGAAACUUACCCUCAAGUUGUUCCAAACCCGUAUGAAUUUCUUUCUUCACAAGAAAAGAAAGAGAGACACAGGCAUAUGAUAGAACAUUAUGAAAUACAUAUGAUGUAUCAAAAACAGAAGAAUUCACUACACGCAUUUUUAAAUAUCUGCCAUUUUUGCCCCAAUCUCGACUCUGCACCAAACGUAGUUUAUUCUUGAGCAGCUCUGUACACUUUUGUGUGUGUGUCUCUAAACACUGCCUAGGUUAAUUCACAAUAUAUAAAAAAAAGAAAAAAGGCCAAUGAAAUGGAGUUAAUUUGCUGUGGAGCUCUAUAAAGUGUGUUUCCUCUUAAAGAAAAUAAAUGAGAUUUGUUUCAC
Molecule: messenger RNA, 6361 nt
Organism: Xyrauchen texanus (razorback sucker)
Lineage: Eukaryota; Metazoa; Chordata; Actinopteri; Cypriniformes; Catostomidae
Product: semaphorin-6B-like
Exons: 17
Coding region: 441-3056 (871 amino acids)
Biological process (GO): neural crest cell migration; negative regulation of axon extension involved in axon guidance; axon guidance
Molecular function (GO): semaphorin receptor binding; chemorepellent activity
Source: RefSeq, a predicted model, not a curated record